Molecule: messenger RNA, 837 nt
Organism: Aegilops tauschii subsp. strangulata
Lineage: Eukaryota; Viridiplantae; Streptophyta; Magnoliopsida; Poales; Poaceae
Source: RefSeq, a predicted model, not a curated record
AUGGCGUCUUCCGCCGCCGCCGCCGCCAACCAGCCGCCACCUCUUGCGCAUCUCCCCGCGCCGGUCGCCGUUGUCCCUACCCUCUCCCUGCCGCCGCGCGCCCUCCUUCCUACCCGCGCCGCCGCCAACCCUACUGCAGUCGCCACCCCAACCCUCGGCCGCCGCUGCCUCACCACGCCUACGCCACCCGCGCCACCUGCCGCUGCCACCCAUGCCGACCCGCGCCACCCGCACCCCGCUACCCCGCCGCCCGAGUCGCCCAUUGCUGCCGCCGAGUCCCGCUGCCGCCGCCCGUCCAAAACCCUAACCCGCUACACCCCGAGCCGCCCUCACCGUCAUGUCGUGGACUCCUCCUACUACACGUGGAAGACGUAUUUCUCCCUCGUGUUUCGGGAGUAUCAUCUCAUCGACCACGUGGACGGCACCAUCGACUCCAGCCUCGUCCCCGAGUUCCAUGACUGGUCCACCAUCGACACCACGAUCAUCCGCUGGUUCUUCCUCACCAUCUCACCGGACCUCUUCCAGACGGUCGUGCAGGACGGUGAUGAUGCCUGUGCCGUGUGGACCAAGCUGAACGGGAUCUUCAUCGACAACCAACUCCAGCGUCGUGUUUUUUUGCAGCCAGAGUUUUUUGGGUGUCACCAGGACAACACCUCUGUCGACGAUUACUGUCGCCGCCUCAACACUCUCGCUGAUGAGCUCCGCAACAUUGCCACCAAGAUUGAUGAUGACCUUCUCCUCAGCACGCUCACUGUCGGACUCAACGAGGACUUUGGCAACGUCGCGGUGAACCUCAGCCUCAUCCCCAACCCAUCUUUCGCCAAGUUCGUUGCGUAG